This is a messenger RNA of Lingula anatina, 1769 nucleotides long. RefSeq names its product DNA-(apurinic or apyrimidinic site) endonuclease 2. Gene Ontology annotation, biological process: base-excision repair. The record is from RefSeq and is a predicted model, not a curated record. Gene Ontology annotation, cellular component: nucleus. Lineage: Eukaryota; Metazoa; Brachiopoda; Lingulata; Lingulida; Lingulidae. Gene Ontology annotation, molecular function: phosphoric diester hydrolase activity; DNA-(apurinic or apyrimidinic site) endonuclease activity; endonuclease activity.
CAUAAAGAAGACAUGAAGAUCAUAACGUGGAACAUCAAUGGUAUUCGAGCAACGAAAUCCCCCCUGAAGAAAGUGAUAGAUGAUUUAGAUGCUGACAUCGUGUGCUUCCAAGAGACCAAAGUUACUCGUGACCAGUUGGAUGAGCCCACUGCAAUAGUUGAAGGUUACAGUUCUUAUUAUAGUUUCUCUAAAGUGAGAAGUGGAUAUUCAGGUGUGGCAACCUACUGCAAAACACAUGCAACCCCGUUGAAGGCAGAGGAAGGUCUGACUGGUCUCUUAGCAACCACAGGGGAUGAGAGUGCUCUGAUUGGUUGCUAUGGUAAUCAUGCUGAUUUCACUGAUGAGGAACUACAGAGUCUGGACAAUGAGGGGCGUGUGAUCAUUACCCAACAUAAAAUCAGGGCAGCAGAGGGCAGAGAAGAGCUGCUGACUAUCAUCAAUGUGUACGUCCCCCGCGCUGACCCAGAGAGAGAAGACAGGCAGGUGUUCAAACAGAGGUUCUGUCAGCUUCUUCAGACCAGAGCUGAGGCUCUCGUCCAUGCAGGCAGCCAUGUCAUCAUACUUGGAGACCUGAACAUCUCUCACAGGCAAAUAGACCAUUGUGACCCCGUGGAGAAGGAGGAAUUUGAUGCCCGUCCAAGCCGCAAAUGGCUCAGUGCAUUCCUAAAGCCAAUAGGCACAGCAGCAGAACCAGCUCAGGAUGUGGAAGCAGACACAGACUCUAUUGUCACAGGGGGCAUAUUCCUUGACACGUUUCGUUAUUUCCGUCCCAAUGAAGAAAAUGCUUUCACGUGUUGGAACACCUCCACUGGAGCUAGACAGACCAACUACGGAACCAGGAUAGACUACAUUCUGGCCAGUGCUGACCUCUGUGAAGGACUGGUCAAGGACUGUGUAAUCUGGCCAGAUAUAGAGGGAAGUGACCACUGCCCAGUUAAGGCAGAGUUGACCUGCAAUAUUGUACAGUCUGCAAAAUAUCCACCCAUUUGUACGAAAUUUAUGCCAGAAUUUUCAGGGAAGCAGCAAAAGCUGUCAGAAUUUUUCAGUAAGUCUGUUAAGGAGCCAAAGCAUACUUCAGUGGAGUUAGUUAAAUCAGAGGCCACCAUUUUCAAGGAGGAAUUUUGUGAAAAAGAUGAAUCUGUGACAGAUGCCCGUACCAUUACAGAGGUCAAACACAAAACAGAAACAAGACUCCUUUCCAAAAGAGCUGCACCUCUGUUAAUGAAGCAGACGUCCAAAAAGUCCAAAAUGCAUGAUAGGAAAGGCAAACAGUCUAGUUUAAUGAAUUUUUUUGUUUCAAAAACAAUUACUCCGGCCAAAGAAAAAGGUUCUCUUGACUCUGGGAUUGAAAACAGAACUUGCGUUGAAGAUGGGAUAUUUCUUUCCCAGAACAGCGACGGAGAGGGAACUUAUUCUUCACAAGAGAGCAAUGAGACCUCAUCAGUCACAUACAGUGAAUCGAUAUCACUACACUCCUCACAGGAAAGCAACGAAACUCCAUCAUCCCAGGAGACGAUCAACAAAAGCCAAAACCUAAAAGACGCUUGGAAAACGAUGUUGAAAGGACCACCCAAACCGCCAUCUUGCAAGGGGCAUAAAGAGCCGUGUGUUCUGAGAACGGUUAAGAAAGAAGGCGUGAAUUUUGGCAGACAGUUCUGGUGUUGUGCCCGGCCCCAGGGACAUGCUUCUAACCCACUGGCAAGGUGUGAACACUUUGAAUGGCUGCCUAAGAAAAAGAAGGGCAGUUUAAAGUAGCAUGUGUGCAUAAA